Strongylocentrotus purpuratus (purple sea urchin) is the source of this 2253-nucleotide messenger RNA. Its product is annotated as transcription factor 24. Gene Ontology annotation, biological process: developmental process; regulation of transcription by RNA polymerase II. The transcript has 2 exons. Gene Ontology annotation, molecular function: protein dimerization activity; DNA-binding transcription factor activity, RNA polymerase II-specific; RNA polymerase II transcription regulatory region sequence-specific DNA binding. The record is from RefSeq and is a predicted model, not a curated record. NCBI's taxonomy places the organism in Eukaryota, Metazoa, Echinodermata, Echinoidea, Camarodonta, Strongylocentrotidae. Bases 799 to 1539 code for a protein of 246 amino acids.
UAAAACUUCAUCAUUAUGUGAGACAAUUUUAAUGAAGACAAGAGAAAAUAGGAAAAAAUUGAUAUUAAAAUCUGAAGAAUAUAGGAUAGGGCCUCUUGAAAAAAAAAAAAUGUUCUCAAAAUGCUCUCGAAAUGAAUAUUGGAAUAAACAACCAUCUAUAGUAUGUGGUAUUUAUGCACUACUUCUUCAUAAAAGUCUUAUUCAUAAUCAGCAGUGAAUUGUGAAAUCUCGUACCCUGUCUUGAUUUAAACUGAUCGUGAAAUUCACAUGCCUUCGUGGUCGACGUCGUCAUUUCCCUUCAUUAACGUCAUACCGACAACCUCAUCGACAUCACGGUCAUCAUCUCUCAGUCGAUGUUAGCGAGGAAGAAAUGAAACAUCGUCUAAAGCUUUCUAUUAGUGACUGAACUCAUCAUUAGCCUAUGGUUUCAAGUUGAGGAGUAAAGUAUUCGUCUGAAAACUUUUUUCUUUUAACAGAAGCUGUGAAAUUAAUUAAUUAUCGUGAGGAUCGAGGGCUCUUUAUUCUUAAGCGAGUGAAAGCCGUGCACAGGUAGAGCAGCGCGGAUAAGGUCAUCAUCAAAUACUUGAAUCUUAACUGAACUGGUAUUGGAAUAAUUUUAAUAGGGUUAGUAUUAACAAGGAGAUACUAUGUGGACUGAUAUCAAUCAUAUCUCUCUGAUUAUUAUUGGGGAUUAGCCAGCUAAGGUACAAGUGUGUUUUAGGAUCUCCCAAAGUUCUGCAAUUUAAAUCACAUCAUUUCACCGCAUUUCUACACGGGAGAUUAAGUGAACAAUUUAUUAUGGCGGAUCAGACAGGAGCAGAGAAUAUGAGUUUUCUUGAGAGCUUGGUUUUAGAACCCCCAUCUCUGAGCAUGGAUAAACUAGAGGAGAUCUCUCCCGUCCUAACGGAGCUUACAUCGAAACCAAAGACGACCAACAUCAAGUCUACUCGACGAGGUAGAAAGAGGAAUGCCGACAAGAUCACGAAGAGUGGACCAACUACGACUUCAUCACCGGGAGAAAACAAUGUUGUAACCAUAGUAACAGCGGGCAGUACGACCGAUGUCAAGCCUAAACGAGGUCGUGGUCGCCCAGCUGGAAGUACAAAUCGAACCAGCAACAAACUCACAGCUCAAGCUGCUGCCGCUGUAGCUGCAUCUGCUGCUGCCACCGCCACCGCUGACGGCAUCGAUGAUCCGAACGACCCGGUGAACGCAGCACGGGAGCGAUCCCGCGUCAAGACCCUUCGAGAUGCGUUCCUUGAGCUGCAGCGAUCUCUACCAUCCGUACCCCCUGAUACCAAACUCUCCAAGCUGGAUGUUCUUGUGUUAGCAACCACGUAUAUCUCUCACCUGAUGAGGACCCUUGAUAAGGAUCAACCUCCUCCCCUAACCUCUCCGGGAGAAGAUGUAACGGCAUGCCUUGAUAAGCAUCAUCGGUUGAAGGCCCAAGGAUAUCUUCAUCCGGUCAAGAAAUGGCCAAUGCGAUCCCGUCUCUACGCCGGAGCUUCAGCGGACCGUCUCUUAGAUAGUUCGUCAUAGCCAUGAGCUUCUAGCCAAGUUCUUCCUAUCUCCAUUACACACCAAAGAAAAGACAGAUAAGACUUCCUGAUCUGGUUUCCCAAAGAGCGCCUUCCAAAUAUUCUCUUUAUAGUUUGCAUAAUGUUAUGAUUAUUAGAAAUAAAUCAUGAGGUAGGCUCAUGCAUUUCUGUAAACUCUCAGUAAGCCUACCGAUGAAAAUUAUUUCACUUGUUUUUCUAAGGCCUAUACAAAGAUAUCAAGUGAGAUUAUUUCUUAUUGUUUGUUUUCUCCUUUGAUUUAUAUGUAUAGAAUAGUGGGCCUCAAAACUGAUAAAUAUAAUUAUUGAAUGUUGAUUUUGAAAAUUGAAAGUUUUAGUUGACAAUACGCAAGUAGCCAAGUACAAAUAAAUGUUUAAUCGAAUUAAAAAAUAGUAAAUGUUCAAACUCGGCGUAAUAAUAAUACUUUUCCUAUUCCUAUUAAUGAUUUAGUUUUCCUUCUACAUUAGGAUCAUUAUAAUGUUUAGCACCAAUUUACUUAUUUACCAUUCUUUUACUCAUUUAUUGGAUAUUCCGUUUAGUUGGACGGAACAAAAUUAGGCAUUGGUAUAUUUUUUUGUCGAACCUAGAGUUUUGUUGCAGAGUUCCUUGUAAAUCUUCGGACAACGUUGGAUUGUUUGGCAUAAAAUUGUCCAGGUUUUUGUUUUUGCUUUUAUUAUUAAUAUCAUUAUUAUUGUUC